Messenger RNA from Musa acuminata subsp. malaccensis (wild Malaysian banana), 441 nucleotides. The record is from RefSeq and is a predicted model, not a curated record. Lineage: Eukaryota; Viridiplantae; Streptophyta; Magnoliopsida; Zingiberales; Musaceae.
AUGGAUGCUGGGAAGCAGGGCAGCAGUUCAUUUUGGAGUUGGGAGGAGAAUAAGAAAUUUGAAGUGGCCAUCGUUGCAUAUACUGAGAACCAUCACAUUCCCAUUCCUUGGGAUAAAAUUGCAGCAGAUCUGCCUGGAAGAACCGUGGCCGAAAUCAAAGCCCACUAUGACGAACUAUUGGAAGACAUCUGCACGAUUGAACUUUAUGCACUGUCUCUUCCCGACUGUGAUGUACCUGAGCAAUCUGCUGCUGGUUGUAGUGUUGCCAACAGAGGAAGUGUGAAUGAACCAAGGAGAGACCAAGAAGAGAUCAAGAGCGCCGCAGAGGGCAACCCUGGACAGAAGAAGAACACAAGUGACGACUCAUGCACGGAAAUACUUCAUCCGUCAGAAGACGAUGAACAAGGGCAGGAGAAGGAGAUCAAGGAUCCUUCUCCUUGA